Molecule: messenger RNA, 6467 nt
Organism: Cynoglossus semilaevis (tongue sole)
Lineage: Eukaryota; Metazoa; Chordata; Actinopteri; Pleuronectiformes; Cynoglossidae
Gene: ppp1r37
Product: protein phosphatase 1, regulatory subunit 37
Exons: 13
Coding region: 1154-4708 (1184 amino acids)
Molecular function (GO): protein binding
Source: RefSeq, a predicted model, not a curated record
CACUGGAUCCUUCCACGACCCCAUGGAUUUUGCAACAUUUUGUAACACUUUACUGCAACACCGUGUCUGUAGAACGUAGCCCCGUGGGUAACAGCGUGCUGACGUCAGACGUGUGAACAACAAACAGUUGUUGGGACUUCAACAAGCUAGCGAAUGGCACUGCCAGAAAAACAGGUUGAACAGACUGGUGCCAAAGACAGGGGGACCUACGACCUAUAACCGGUCUGGAUAUAUUGAGCCAUACCGCAUUAUUGUUGGCACUGUAGUGCCGUAAAAUCUACUGCCUUUGUACGUGUCGUUUAGCUGUGACAUUAGCUUUGGGAAACAUGCUCGGAGUGUGACGCCUGUUUUUUUUUUUCGUGGCUGCCGCUGGUUGAGGGCUGUGGGAUGUGAAGCCGAGCUGCUGCAGCGGCAGCAGUUGGAGGAGGAGGACACUGGGUGAGACAACAGCAGGACAUUUUUGGUUUUUGUUUUUCUCAUCACAACUGGAGACUGGACACUGUCGGGGGGUUACUGACGACAGAUAUGCGAGCACACACGGGCCUGAAUGUCAUUCUUGGCCAACAACUUUAGCAGGCUAGCUCACGUUAGCUCCGCUCAAAUUCAUGCAAAUGAAUCGGUUUCGUGUAGGACAAGAGGCUCAUUUUGCUCGCGUAAUGGAGACGUUCUGAGUGCUUCGUUCAUUUCACUUGACCUACUACUGCUUGUAAAUUCUGCCGACAAUGUUCUAAUUAACACGGAGCCUUGGGUCGGUCCUGUCAUGAAGACAUUAUUGGCAAAAAAUUAACCAGUAGUAGUUGGCUUGCUAGGUGAUUUAGAAGCAAACCUGCUUGGUUUGACAAAAAUCCUUACUGACGCAUUUUCUUUACGGUUUGCUGUUUUAUCACGCACUUUAACAAUUCUUUACACCAAUGCCCCAUUGCCGUACCUAAAUUAAAAUUGUAUUUAAAUAUUCACAACAGAACAACUCGUUAAGAUAUUGGUAUAAUUAUCCUUUUGCACUUAAAUAUGAUUUCUUUAAACGAGCACUUCUACAUAUGACCUUCUGAGACCACAGACAGGCUUCUCAACCAGCUCCUAGUAACUGUUUUUAUAACAGAGUUUUUAGACUGGCUGGCACAAGUAAGAGAUACGUUUCACAGGAAAUGAAAUCAUGAAUAUUGAAGAACAGUGUUUAGAUUUAUGCAAUGUUAAGACAAAAGGUAACAUUGAUGAACAAAACACUUCAAGUGACACAGAAAGCGUCACUUCGCGAAUCUCUGAACUGAUGACAGACAGUGAAAGAGAAAAUCAAAAAAUUGUUCCCACGGCGGUCUCUGAAACCUACAUGAUGCCACAGUUGACCGACAACCGUCAGGCGGGUGAGGAGAAUAACCACCAAGUUCACAACACACUGGAAAUUGAUGAGGUGAAUGGAAAUGGAACCAGCACUGCCCUAGACACCUCUGUGAUAGCUAAUCCAACUGACUUCUUCUACUCUAAUGAGCAGCACAUGGACAAUAUUGGAGUGGAAAUAAUGAAGGUAGAUAAAGACACUGAUGCUGUUGUCAGCGGAGGGGCCAGUUGUGGGGACAUUGAAAUUGGCGUGGCCCUGAGCCCAGAUGACACUGGGGUGUUGGAUGUUGAACCCACAAAUGACAGAUCAUUGUCGGACAAUACUUUAGAUUCUGUGCCAUCAUCUCAGGAUGAUCCACCUGCCAGCACGACAGAAUGCCAAGCAAGCUUCACAGAGACUCCCUCUACAAACCAGGUUGGACUGUACCCCUCUGUGGAGGAGGAGAAUGGAAAACACAAACCAAGUGGCAAAAGGGUGACAUUUCCUUCAGAUGAGGACAUCGUCUCUGGAGCAGUGGAGCCAAAAGACCCCUGGAGACAUGCUCUGAAUGUGACAGUGGAGGAGAUCCUCUCUUCCUACAAACAGGCUUGUCAGAAACUCAACUGCAAACCUAUUCCAAAAGUGCUUAAACAGAUACAGGAAUUAAAAGACCUGACACAGCGGAUUGAAUGCUUAGAUUUAAAAGGUGAGAAGCUGGACUACAGAGCAUGUGAGUCUCUGGAGGAGAUUUUGAAGCGAGUUCAGUUCAAAGUGAUUGACCUGGAGCAGACGAACCUGGACGAAGACGGUGCCUCAGCUCUGUUUGACAUGAUCGAGUACUAUGAGUCAGCGACACAUCUGAACAUCUCCUUCAACAAACACAUUGGGACACGUGGAUGGCAGGCCGCAGCUCACAUGAUGAGAAAGACAAGUUCACUGCAGUAUCUUGAUGCACGGAACACUCCUCUGCUGGACCACUCAGCCCCCUUUGUGGCCAGGGCUCUCAGGACCAGUGGCAGCCUGGCAGUCCUUCACUUGGAGAAUGCUGGACUGUCAGGCAGGCCACUGAUGUUGCUGGCUACGGCUCUGAAGAUGAACAUGAACCUUCGAGAGCUGUACCUUGCAGACAACAAGCUGAAUGGGCUGCAGGACUCAGCCCAGCUUGGCAACCUGCUCAAGUUCAACUACAACAUCCAGAUCCUUGACCUGCGUAACAAUCACAUCUUAGAUUCUGGUCUGGCCUACUUGUGUGAAGGACUGAAGGAGCAGAGGAAAGGUCUCGUCACGUUGGUGCUAUGGAACAACCAGCUUACACACAAUGGCAUGGGUUUCCUCGCUGCUGCACUGCCAUGUACUCAGAGUCUGGAGACCCUAAACCUGGGCCAUAACUCAGUGGGUAAUGAAGGUAUCCACAAACUGAAAGACGGGCUGAUUGCCAACCGCUCUGUGCUGAGGCUCGGCCUUGCUUCCAUCAAACUGUCCUGUGAAGGAGCUGUUGCUGUAGCUGAAUUCAUCGCUGAGAGCCCCCGACUGCUUCGCCUGGACCUACGGGAGAACGAGAUCAAGACUGGUGGGCUCAUGGCCUUGUCGCUUGCUCUUAAAGUCAACACCUCUCUGCUGCGUCUCGAUCUGGACCGGGAGCCCAAGAAAGAAACUGUGAAGAGCUUCAUUGAGACCCAGCGUGCUCUGCUAGCUGAGAUUCAGAACGGCUGCAAGAGAAACUUCAUACUCGCCAAAGAGAAGGAGGAAACUGAGCAGAACAUGAGACAGUCUGCAUCCAUGGCUGAAAUUGCCACAGAGGACGGAACCAAAGAGGAGGAGGAAGAAGAAACAGUUUCAACAGAAGGUGUUGACAAAGAGGAGAAACAGGGAGAAGAAAGAGAAGAGAGAGAGAAAACGGGAGAUGAAGAACAGGUAGACAAUCAUUCAGGAGUCAGCUGUGUGACAAACAUAGAAUCAGACUCAGACACUGAGGAUGAAGAAGAGGAAGUGACAUCAUCAUACACUUGCCCCAGUCAGGCUGCUCCUAAAACCCAGACUGGGGCUGCACAGCCAUGCCUCAGUGCCUCACAGACCUCUUCUCCACAAACGAAAGAGUCCACUGCUGCGGGACCUAGUGUCCUUUCAGGCAUCACUGUCACAGAAGCUAAGGCUCCACCUGGCAAUCCUCCCUCUCCUGGUCGCUGUAUAUCAGUUUCAAGCCCGGGGAGGGGUCACAAGAUCUUCAUGGUGACCCGGGUGGAAAGCCCCCCCGAGCAGAAGCAACAGCAGCAGCAGCCGCUGCUUCACUUUACAGCGCAGGCAGCCCCCAGCCAUAGUAAAGAAGCCUUAGAAAAGCCUGUUGAUGCAGACACCCGACCAAAUGCACAGCAGAUGCAGCCGACACCUGCGUCUCCAACACCUACACCCCUGCUCACGCAGACAGAGGACUGUAAACUGACAGAGCAGAGUCCUGUAGCAAACCCAGACUCUGUACCCAAUACUACACUGUCCCAAACACUAGAGCCAGAGGCAUCACAGCAAGCCCGUGAGAACGUUCGAGCUUCUUCUCUAGAGCCAAAUCUUCAAGCACCAGCCCUGCCUUUAGGUUCCUCAGCAGAACAAGCUGUAGCAUCUCUUCUCAAUGAGAACGCACAAAGCCAGCAAACCCAGUCCUCUGGUGUGGAAUUAGAGAAGUGCAGAGAGGAGAAAGACGGUGCCACAGAAGAAGGCCAGGAAGUGUCUCCUCCUUCUUCCGCAGAGAAAGGAGAUGAAGAAAUGUGUCCAACCCAUGUCACGCCCUCAGAAGUGGAGAACCAACAGCCUACGUCCUCUUCUGAGCAGCACCAGGAUGAAGAAGCGUUUUCAUCUCCAGAAGAGAAACUGUCACUACGGCGACAAGAAGAGGAGGCAGUAGAGGAGGAACUUCCACGGCAGGAAACAACGGACAGUUCAUCGCACACCAGAACUCUCACAACAACGCAGCAGGAAGACAAUCAGACAACACACGAGGAGCCCAGCCCACAGCAGCAGGCUGAGGCAGAUGAUCAGAAGGUGGACUCUGGUCUCCUCAUCAUGUCGGAUCAAAACACACCGUCUGCAGCAGUGGACGCAGAUCCUGUAGAGAAUCUAGAGUCUACAGAAACCAGGGUAGUCUCCCAGGUGGAGGUGGAGGAUUCGCCCGACGAGAGCUCUGCCGAUGAGAUGGAGUCUUUUGCUGACACCCUGGACGGAGAGGUGGUCGGUCCACUCCUGCCCAACGGCCUGAAGACCGAGUUCUCCCUACAUCUUCUGGAUGCUGAAAAUCCCAAACCUGGGAGCUGUGUGAUGGAGCACGUGAGUGUCAGCUGUGGACAGGAGCUGGAAGAGCUGCUGUUAGAAGCCAGUUUGGACACAGGAAGAGACGGACCAUGAGGUUACAUGAGGACCAAGAGGACAGAAGACCAGGGCAGUCACGUGGUUGUGGUCCAGUGACCACCCUGCAGUGUUUUGGUUGAUUCACUGACUUUCCCACCAAAGCUCCUUUAAAGUACAGAAAAGGCUAAUGUUUCUGUCACAGCUCCGUGUAUACAAAAAAUAAAUAAAUAAAUAAAAUAAAAUAAAAUGGACCAUGAUGCAAAAAGAAUCUUCUACAUCAACACUACACAGCCGUGUGCACACCGAGUGAGAGAAGAGGGAAGAGAGAUCGUCUCACCCUGGUAUCACUACGUUUUUGUUGAGCUGCAAUACUGACACAAAAGCAAUUUGCUGUUUAAGAAAGAAGAGCCUUACAGACGGAACAAGGAGGACAAUGCUAACCAAAGACAGAAGACACAGCUUUCUCUCAGUCUGUAUUUACUCACUGGUGUUCAUUAGCAAAUAAGGAAUUUUCGCAACAUAGAGGGCGGGAGAUUGGAGGUUGAGGAAAAUGACAUCGUCCAAGCUGACCCUCCUGAACUGUCCCACUGGAUCUGCUCCUGAAGUGGACUAUAAUCUUCACAAAAACCUGAAGAUGUUGGUGUUUCUUUUUCUCUGUUUAAAUGUAAUGUUCUUGUCCUCAUUCCCAUUCAUUCUCUGUCCAGAAUGGAACAAACAGCUCCACAGGAUCUUUGCCAAAGGGACUUUCUUUCCUCAUGUCUGUCCUCUCUUGUCUUUUGUUCACACUGGACCCUCAGGAAUCUUGCUCUGCUCCUGCUUCUCUGCCAGCGCCUCCUCAUCUAUGUCAGAUUCGGACAUGCAGGAGCUGGAACUGCUCCUUUAUUUUAUUUUAUUUUUUUUGCCUCUACUAAACUGAAUUGCAGCAACAAACACACAACUUCUGUGGAUGACAUAAUAAAAACAACAAAACAAAACAGUGCUGUAGGUUCUUGGUUGGUGUAGAUUUUUGGGGUUUUCCUCCCGGUUCUCUGAACCUCUAGUCUUUGUUGUUAAUGUUGUGGAACUGAUCAUCCACCUCCAAUUUCAAUUAUUUUUUUCUUUCUCAUCUUCCAUUGGUGUUCUGUCCAUCUCACCUCACUGUUCAACACUCAACACUCACCAUCCAUGCUGGUUAUUUUCCCCCAGCUGUCUUUAGGAAAUAAAUUGUUUUCUAUUUAUUUUAUAGUAAAGAGAUUUUUUUCCUCAUAUUUCCCCCUGUCUUCACACCUUCCUUUUUUAUAUCCUUUAUUAUGGGUUGCUUUUUUAAGGACAAUUCCUUUUUUGAUGUAUAUUUCAGCAGCAGACUAGAGUAAGUGUUUUGGGGUUCUUUUUCUGCGAGGAAUUGUAAACACAAUUAAAUAAAUUGACUAUUCAAUGCAUACGAUGCAAAUGAAAAAUUACAUAAACUUCCUUGUUGGAAACACUACGGUGCUGAGUGAAUCAACAGCACUGCUGCGUGUCUUCACCCUUCAGUGGAGUCAGUAAAAAUCAUUCAGAUGUAACACUAACAAAUGUCCCGUUCUGUCCAAAUCUGAUCCUGAAAUGGAGAUUGUUUGCAUUUACACAAAAUGUUACUGUAUUAGUACUGUCUCUGAAAAGACACGAGCAGGUGUGGUCUCUUCCUCCCCUCCAUAAAGAAUUUGCCCCAAGUGUUUGUAAUGCUUUAAUUUUUAAGAAAUUUUAAUAAUUUGUUAACUUAAUUGCAAUAUGCCGGUAAUCACCAGGAUAUGUAAAUCCAAAUCCAUUUUUUCUCUCAAAUAAAUGCAUGUAAUGACCA